Molecule: messenger RNA, 1676 nt
Organism: Cucumis melo (muskmelon)
Lineage: Eukaryota; Viridiplantae; Streptophyta; Magnoliopsida; Cucurbitales; Cucurbitaceae
Product: squamosa promoter-binding-like protein 9
Exons: 3
Coding region: 259-1407 (382 amino acids)
Cellular component (GO): nucleus
Molecular function (GO): DNA binding
Source: RefSeq, a predicted model, not a curated record
GGCCCAAUGUCAGGUCUUUCUACUUUUUGGUGUCCUUACAUCACUGCCAUUUCUAUCGUUUUUUUCUUCCCUCACCCUUCUUUCCCAUUCAACCUUUUAAACCCAUUUCACUCUCUUCCCUUUUCUUAUCUCUACCUCUCUUUCCCUUUCUUUGUUCUCAAAAGAGGGACUCGUAAUGACGACCCCUCUUUCUUAAUGGAAGAGAUUUAGGAGGGGGUAUUUUCUUUUCUUUUCUUUUCUUUUCUUUUCUUCUUUCUGAUGGAAAUGGAUUGCAGCUCUUUGACUGAGUCAGGUGGGUCAUCUAAUUCCUCACCACCUAAUUCAUCAGCUGAAUCACUCAAUGGCCUCAAAUUUGGGCAGAAAAUUUAUUUUGAAGAUGUGGGUAUUGCAGAGCUUCCCAAAUCAGGUGGGGGAUCUUUCUCAUCUUCAGCUGUAAUUGCAUCAACACCCACCAAGAAACCUAGGGGAGGAGUUGUUCACCCGGCUCAGCCUCCUAGGUGCCAGGUUGAAGGCUGUAGGGUAGAUCUCACUGAUGCUAAAGCUUACUACUCCAGACACAAAGUUUGUACUAUGCACUCCAAAUCCCCUAAAGUCAUUGUUGCUGGCCUUGAGCAAAGGUUUUGCCAACAGUGUAGCAGAUUCCACCAACUUCCUGAAUUUGAUCAAGGAAAACGUAGUUGUCGCAGGCGUUUGGCUGGUCAUAACGAGCGUCGUAGGAAGCCUCCACCUGGGUCACUAUUAUCCCCUCGUUAUGGCCGCUUCUCUUCGUCUAUUUUUGAAAACAGCAACAGAGUUGGAAGCUUUCUAAUGGAUUUUAGUGCAUAUCCAAAGCUAGCAGGAAAAGAUGUCUGGUUGUCAGGUACGAAAGCAUCUGAACGAGUACUGGGAAACCGAAGCAUCGGUUCCAUCGGGAAAUAUGUCCCACAUCCCUGGCAGAGCAACUCUGAGAACAAUCAACCUGAACUUCUCUUGCCAGUUUCCGCAGGUGGAACCAGUUUUUCUGGUCCUGGUAAUCCUUCGGGUGGAGAAUGCAUUAAUUCAGUUACCGACUCAUCUUGUGCUCUCUCUCUUCUGUCAAACGAAUCAUGGGGCUCCAGAAACCGAACGACGACUGUCGAGGUAAAUGCCUUGUUGAAUGCUGAAGGUACACUUGUGGCUCAAACAACAACUCAUGCCGCUACCAAUCAUUUUCCGACCAUGUCGUGGGGUUUCAAGGGGAAUGAAGCUCCCCCUAGCAGCUUUCUGGACCUGACAUCUGAUCUGGGUCUCAAUCACCAAGUUUCACAUGCUCUUACCAGUUCUUUCUCUGGUGAUGUCCAGUUUCCUCAUCUAGCUAGGAGGCCAUAUAUGGAACUUGGGCAUUCGGGUGCCUUCGACUCGACUCAACAUCUGCACUGGUCACUUUGAAGUGAUGCUGACACUUCCAAGUCUUCUAGUUCAAGUGAACUCACUCUCUUUUAUGCUUUGAAUAAUUGGCUUGGCACAUAGAUGUUGAAGUUAUCGUUUUUCCCCUUGAAUUUUUAUUAUGGAACUACCAGGUGCUUUUGUGUUUGCUCUGUGUUUUGUGAACUGCUAUAUGCUAGCAACAAAAGGAACGUUUUGAUUCAGACGUUUUUUUGUUAUUCUAUUUGGAAAAGUACUUUGAUAUCAAUAACUAUUUGGGAUUCAUAGUUUAA